UUAAAUACUUUUAUGUUUUACAAAAUAUGCAAAAAUUAUAUUGGUGUUAACUAGAACAUUAUAGAACAUUGUAGAUUUCGAUAACAGUUUCAAAGACACUUUUGAUAAAGCAAAAUGCGUGUACAUUUUUAAACAAUUUGUUUUUUAAAUAAACAUGUAUGUUGCAGCGACUUACCUGUAUUAUUGCUUUACUGAAAUCUAAUACUUCUAUAAAUGUAUAAUGUUUUAUCAAUUAUAGCAAAACGAGAUACGAAUAUUUUACUGUAAAUAUCUUCCUUGCAAUCUUAUACCUUUGAAAGCUCAUCCCAAACUAACAGUUAUAUUGUAAACGGAUCUCAUAAUAAAUACAAAAUGUCACUUUUAAUAAACAACUUUCUCUUCUAUUUUUAAACGAAACAUAAAUUUAACUGAUUUGCAUGAUUUUACUGUCUCUUUUUAUGAAAUAAUAUUUACAGAUUCUUUCGAUAGAAUAUUUAAUGCGAAUACUUUUCAUCCCAAUUUAUGUAAAUAUUCGAAUUUUGUUACCAAUUUUAAUACUUUAAUAAUUUAUUAUUAGAUUUUAUACAUUUUUUACACAUUUUAUACAGAAGAUUUUACACAUUUAUAAAUUUAUGUAUUUUAUUUUUAAAUUAUAGUAUAAGCCAAGUGUGUGUUUGUGUGCGCAUGUGCGAUUUAUGAGAUAUCUCUGAUAAAUUUCGAUGCUAUAUCGAUAUUUUAUAUACUAUUAAAAAAUAUGUUACAUUAAGUAUUAAAUUAUAAUUCAUUGUUUUUAUUAAAAUCUUUCAUGGAUACUUUUUUUUAAUCUUUAAGUCAAACCCUCCUUCUUGACACCACACGCAUAUGAACUCCGUCGUGAUAUAUAUAUUUAUGAGCGUUUUACUUUCAUACCCGCAGUCGUUGUCGAUAGAAAAAUAAGGAACUUGUCGGAAUUCCCGUCGAAUCGUCGCACGCGCGUAAAUUCGUUUCGUCGCGCCUUCGAAGACGUUUUAUCGGCGCUUUACGAAACGAUUUUCAUCUCCAGAAUCAUCGUUAAUAGUUCGCAAAUUUUUGAAGCUCUUGUGAGAAGACGCGAGGAAAACAUAUAUCACAUUAAUAUGUUUUUUUCAAGCAUAGACGAGACCAAGGCUUAACAUAAACUCUUCCCCCCUAUUCUUCAGCGUUUAAUUUCGCGAGUUCUUCUUGGUAAGUCACUCGAGUCACACAGGCUGUGUCUUGAGGGAAUAAGCUGCAUGAGAAGAGAGAAGAGAAAGGCGACAUAAUAAAAUAAAUUGUACAAAGUGUAUUUUUUGCAAAAUAAUUCAUGGAAAAGUUGUCCGCAAAUUUCACGUCGUCGUGCUGCUGAUAUUCCAACACCAACAACAUGAGCAAAACAACGAUUCAAGACAAGAUCCAUAUGACAACGCCUGAGAUGAUAGAAGCUCAUGGUUACAUAGCCGAAACCUAUCAGAUUUGCACAGAAGACGAUUAUUAUUUGACCGUGCAUCGUGUGCUUUCAUCUAAUGAUCGAGUGUUGUCAUCAGUAUCAAUAAACGCUGACCCAGUUACAAAUACCGAUGCGGCUGCUAUUGAUAAAAAUAGCGAAGAUUGCAAUUUGUCGGUUUCUCCUAAUUUUCGUGGAAUCUCAAACAUUCUUGGAUCUCAUACCAAUUCAAGUUCUAAAUUACCAGUUAUUAUAAAUCAUGGACUAUUAAGUUGUUCAAAAGAUUGGGUGCUCCUGGGACCUCAAAAAGCUCUCCCAUAUGUCCUUUGUGAUAGUGGAUUUGACGUUUGGCUGACAAACAGUCGCGGAAACAUUUACUCCAAAUCUCAUAAAUAUUACUCGACUAAGGAUAAAAUAUUUUGGAAUUUUAGCUGGCAUGAAAUUGGAUAUUAUGAUUUACCAGCAACAAUAGAUUAUAUCUUAGAAAAAACUGGUUAUUCUAAACUAUAUUAUAUCGGUCACAGUCAAGGUACAACUGUGUUUUACGUUAUGGCUAGCGAAAGACCUGAAUAUAAUGCUAAGAUCGCAGGAAUGAUAAGCUUGGCGCCUGCAGCAUUUCUGAGCAAUACAAAGUGGGGACUUAAUAUUUGCAACAAACGCCAAAUCGCUCUUAAUAAGUUGCAAAAUUAUACAUUAAAAACUAUAGUGUCCAACACUUCACACAUAGUACUGAAGAUUUUAUUAAACUCACUUGUUUUUCCUUGGCUUGGAUUCAACGAUCAAAUCGAUGAAUUUGUGUACUUUUUAAUAACUGAAUAUUUUCCAGCAGGCAGUUCAAUUAAACAAUUGUAUCAUUAUUUUCAGAUAAUAAUUAGCGGAUCUUUUGAAAAAUACAAUUAUGGCGCUAAAGCAAACUUAAUCAUCUAUGGUUCUACAAAACCACCUAAAUAUAUUCUUAAAAAUGUAAAUUCACCUAUAGCAAUCUUUUACUGUGAUAAUGACUUAUGCGUUCAUCCUAUUGAUGUUAAAAAAUUAGCGGAUAAUUUACCAAAUCUUAUACAAAUCGAAAAAAUAGCGUAUGAAAAAUUUAGUCAUCAAGAUUUUAUUUGGGGUCACGAUGCAAGGACAAUGCUGUAUAAUGAUAUUGUGACUUUAUUAAAGAAAUUUUGAUGUUGAUAUCAUAACAAUUUUGCAAACAAUUGUCGACAUCUUUGUGUUUAUAUAUAUACAUAUAUAAUAUCAACUCAAAGAUAUCAUUUACUAAUCUAUCAGUAAAUGUUAGAAUGGUGACAGACUAAUUGCAAACUUAACAAAAAAAUGUUAAUUAUAUUAAUAUAUCUAGAACUGUAGUCUGUUUAUGUUAUAUAUAUAAUAAUUUGCUCUCAUAAUCAGCAAUUAAAUUAACGACAGAAGCUAAGCAGAAUUUGUGCGACACAAUCUGGCAGAUUAAAAAGCAAAGAUUGAGCAGAUCUUAUAGAUAUUUAAAUCAUACAUUAGUGUUAUUGAAAAAAGGUAUAUAUUUCGAUCAAAGGAGACAUUAUAAUAAGGUGACCAUAAGGGAGACAUUAUUAUAAGGUGACCAUUAUAAUAUAUGUAUAUCAAGGUCAAGAUUAUCGGGGCGGUCUUCCCUAAUUAAAAUAUUUAUCUGAAAAAAUUUUAAAGUAACGUUUUUAUUUUUUUUUUAAUUUUAAUUGUCAAGGAGAAUUUUUUUUAACUGUUUUAUUAAUAAAAAUUAAUAUAUUUUACAUUUAAACGUAAAUAUAAAUAAAACAUAAACAACACAAUAAGAUCAUAAAAAUGCGUGUCAUGAUUAGUAGUAUAUGUUAUUUAUUAUUUAAUAUUUAAUGUUUAUAUAUGGUAAAAUAUAUAGCAAAAUUAAGCUAAAUUAAAAAUGUAUUUUAGAGAAUGUAAAAUACAUUCAUAGUAUAUUUCAUAGUAUGUCACAAAGUAUAUUAGUUAUAUUUCAUAAACCUAGCUUUAGAUAAAUAAUAAUUAAGAAUUACUAUGUUUAAAUCUCAUAUGUAUAA
Molecule: messenger RNA, 3447 nt
Organism: Monomorium pharaonis (pharaoh ant)
Lineage: Eukaryota; Metazoa; Arthropoda; Insecta; Hymenoptera; Formicidae
Product: lipase 3
Exons: 7
Coding region: 1361-2590 (409 amino acids)
Molecular function (GO): hydrolase activity, acting on ester bonds
Source: RefSeq, a predicted model, not a curated record